AUGAGUUCGAAGAAUCCAGUUGACACUUUCGAUAUAAUUAUUGUCGGAGGAGGGACCGCGGGAAGUGUUCUCGCAGCGCGCCUUUCGUCCAAUCCGUCCCUACGAAUUCUGGUCCUUGAGGCAGGGCAAAACCGCAACGAGGACCCCAAUGUGCGAGUACCAGGGUUUUCAAAGUACUUACUUGGGAAUCCUAGUUAUGAUUGGCAGUUCCAAACUUCGCCUGAGGAGGGCUUAAAUGGGAGAGUGAUUCAGCAACCGAGGGGGAAAUUGUGGGGUGGUUCCAGCGCGAUCAACUCGCAUGCACUGGUCUAUCCGUCUAGGGGCUACCACAAUGCGUGGAGUAGCUUACUUGGAAGAGGUGCUGCGAAAUCAGCAGAGCGUUGGGACUGGGAAGGAAUCAAGAGGUACUAUAGAAAGUUUCAGACUUUGCAGGAGCCUAGUGAGGAUGUCAAGCGAGAGCUGAGCAUUGAGGUUUCGGAAUGGGGAGUAGGCGAUGAUGCUGGGAAACCCCAAAGUCAGAAGAACGAAAAUGGCCAUGAGGGCGUUCGAGCCUCCUUUCCGGUUACACCACAUGUGCUGCAAAAGGCUUGGGUAGAUGCAAUCCACGAUCUAGGAUUCAGCACCUCCAAGAAUCCCCUCGAUGGAGACCUCGUUGGAGGCUCAACAACUACAAAUGCUAUUGACUCUUCUAAAAGAGAAAGAAGUCAUGCUGGAGUAGCUUUCUUGGAGCCUUCCACGAAGCGAGAGAAUCUUGUCGUCAGAAGCAAUGUAUUUGUGGAAAAGGUCAUGUUCGACGAGAAUGAGAAGAAUGGAAAUCUUGUGGCAUCAGGUGUUCUUUACAGACCAGAAACCUCUCAGCAAGAUGUGACUGUCUAUGCCCGUCAAGAAGUCAUUAUCUGUGCAGGCACUUACGGAUCACCUAAAAUACUGGAGCUUUCUGGCAUCGGAGACCGCGAAAUAAUGGCUGCGGUAGGUAUCAACUGUCUUCGAAACCUCCCAGGUGUUGGUGAAAACCUCCAAGAUCAUCUGAAUUUUGGUCCGUCGGUCGAAGUGCAUGAUAUUAUCAUGACAGCGGAUGUCACUGCUCGCGACGCCACAGCAGCAGAAGCCGCAAAAACACUGUACGAAGCCGAGAAGAAAGGCUCUGCUGCGGAGGGUGCUGCGUACAGCUUCUCCUACAUUCCAUUGCAGACAUUGAGUUCAUCAGACGAAGUACGAGAGCUGGAUGCCCUAGUCACCAAGACUCUCGAAGAGAACUCGUCGGCGAUAAGCAAAGGAUACAAUGCUCAAUAUGAGAUUAUUCAACGCUUGAUUCAGGACCCAAACGAAUCUACCGGGACGGUAUUCAUGACUCGCAAACAAAGAAGCUUUCCAUCUUCUGGACCCGUACCGGGAAAUUAUAUGACCAUCAUUGCUAUGCUCUCAUAUCCAUUUUCUCGUGGGAGUUCGCACAUCACAUCCACAAAGUCCAGCACGCCUCCGGAGAUCAAAUUCAAUUACCUUCAACACCCUUUGGAUGCCGAAAUCUUUUCCCGCCAUGUCGUUCAGAUUGGCCAAAUGCUAACGCAGCCCUCGCUAUCUGCACAACUAAAACCUGGUGGCAACACACUACCAACUGGAUAUUCCCGCCAAAGAAUAGACAUUGAUGAUAUCAAACGGUAUCUACCUCAAUAUGCAGCAACAAAUUAUCACCCAGCAGGCACGUGUGCGAUGAUGGGCGAGGAGUUAGGUGGAGUUGUCGAUGAGGCUUUGAAAGUCUAUGGAACUGCGAAUGUGAGAGUUUGCGAUGCAAGUGUUAUCCCGAUCGUGCCAAGAGGAAAUAUUUUGAGCACCGUUUAUGCAGUUGCCGAGAAAGGAGCAGAUAUCAUACUGAGAGCGGAACUUUGA
Molecule: messenger RNA, 1887 nt
Organism: Mollisia scopiformis
Lineage: Eukaryota; Fungi; Ascomycota; Leotiomycetes; Helotiales; Mollisiaceae
Product: alcohol oxidase
Exons: 2
Coding region: 1-1887 (628 amino acids)
Molecular function (GO): oxidoreductase activity, acting on CH-OH group of donors; flavin adenine dinucleotide binding
Source: RefSeq, a predicted model, not a curated record